AACAAGCUUUUAUUAUCCACCCCCAAGUAAUGAAAGAAGUAGAAGGACGAUGGUGGAUACAAUUAACUCCCAUGAUUCAUACCCGCAUUCAUUACCGAUUAUUCAUUGAUUCAUACCCGCAUUCAAAGUCAAGUACGGGAGGGUUAAAUCAUCAUGGCCAUCUCCAAGAAACAGAGUUCCCAACACCCUUCCUUAGAUCUUCGAUUUCUGGUUUUCCUGACGGCGUGCGCCUCAUCGGUUCUUGAUUUCCCGGCGGGGAGAGCGGAGAUGUCGGCGCGUUCACUCGACGCGCUUCUUCAAGAGCGAGCAUUCCGGGCGCUUGCUCGGCAGAGGACUGGCGUGCCCUGCGACGGCGAUGUGCUUCCCGGCCUGGCCGGGAUCGGAGUUUCGGCGGUGAGACUGAGGAGCGGGAGCAUGAGGAGGAAAGGGUUCAGAGACUUCAAUGAAUUCAGCAUUCCGGCCGGAGUGGCGGCGCAGCCGUACGCGGAGAGGCUGGCUCUCGUCUACCAUAAUUUAGGCAACUGGUCCGGCGUCUAUUACCCUCUGCCGGAAAGUUUCGUUUAUUUGACCCCUGUAUUGGGCCUCCUGGCUUACGACGCUACCGAUUUGUCGGCUUCGGAGGCGCCGGAGCUCGAUUUAUGGGCGUCGGAGGCGCCUUUUCUGAUUAAGUUCUCACGGAUAAAACCGGCUCCGGCGCCGGCGGAGGCCAGGUGUGCGUUCUUCGAUUUGGACGGGUCAUUGGAAUUCGAAAUUGUUGCCGACGGGAACAUAUGCAAGGGUACAAAGGAAGGACAUUUCGCCAUCGUCCUCGAACUGGCAGCUUCGGGACAAGACGGAAAACUCCCGGUGGCCCCGACAUCGACGGCAGCAAAAGCAGUGGCAUUAGCUUGUAUGAAGAAAAGAGGUGAGGAGAAGAAGACGCCGGAGGAGGCUUCCGAACGAGACGUGGAGUUGCAGAGGACGGCAGCCGGACACACAGUGGCGCCGGUGGUUUCCCGGUCUGAGAGAUCUCUUCUCUAUGGCAAGUUCAAAAGGAGGGAUGCUACUUUUGAUCCGGCUGCCCUGAUGCUCCCGGCCCUUUAUCAAGAAGAACCAUCUCCCCCUUUCCCCUUAGAAUAGGCUAGGGCUUAAAUUUCAAACUCUGAAUUUCUAAAGGCAUGGGGGAUGUCCGACCUUUGACUUAUGUAAUAUUAUUGUAUUUUGGCAUGCCUUAAAUAUUUACCGGUUUAUUUCUUUCAACUUGCAUGGUUAUUCUUUUCUUGCAUGGUUUGUUUCUUGCCCGGUUCUCAUUUUGAAGUUGCUUGGUUGGACUUGUUUUUCUUGAUCAUACAUGAUUGAACUUUCCAGCCCAUAAAUGUAACCCGUAACU
Cuscuta campestris is the source of this 1369-nucleotide messenger RNA. Lineage: Eukaryota; Viridiplantae; Streptophyta; Magnoliopsida; Solanales; Convolvulaceae. The record is from the annotation of a GenBank genome assembly.